This is a messenger RNA of Colletotrichum truncatum, 1188 nucleotides long. Its product is annotated as pectin lyase. Gene Ontology annotation, molecular function: pectate lyase activity. Lineage: Eukaryota; Fungi; Ascomycota; Sordariomycetes; Glomerellales; Glomerellaceae. The record is from RefSeq and is a predicted model, not a curated record.
AUGAAGGCUUCUCUUCUUUCUAUUGUCGCCGCGUUUGCGGGCGCGGCGACUGCCCAGGUCAAGGGCAAGCCCUUCGGCUUCGCUGCCGGCACCACUGGUGGUGGCUCCGCUGCUCCCCAGUAUCCUUCUAGCAUUGCCCAGCUCAAGGAGUGGCUCACGGACAGCACGCCGCGAACCAUCAUGAUCGACCGUACCUGGGACUUCCGCAACACCGAGGGAACGACCAGCGGCCAAUGCUGCAGUGACAACAGAACGACCAAGUGCCCCGGCGGCACGUCCAAGGGACAGGCUUGGAUCCAAACCACCUGUGACGCUGCCAGCGGCACCUGGGUCAGCUGCAAGUACGACAACGCCGCCAAGACGCCCAUCGAUGUCAACAGCAACAAGAGCAUCGUCGGUGUCGGCAGCAAGGGUGUCAUUAUUGGAAAGGGUCUCCGCGUUCGCGGUGGCAAGAGCAACGUUAUCAUUCAAAACGUUCACAUCACGAACCUGAACCCCCAGUACGUCUGGGGUGGUGAUGCCAUCACCCUCGACGGUGCCGACAGAGUCUGGAUCGACCACUGCAAGAUCUCUCUGAUCGGCCGCCAGUUCAUCGUCACUGGCUGGGGUGCUGCCGGCAAGGUCACCAUCUCCAACACCGAGUUCGACGGUAAGACCGAGUGGUCUGCCGGCUGCAACGGCAAGCACUACUGGGCCGCCCUCCUCAUCGGCGCCAAGGACUACUACACCUUCUCCGGCAACUGGGUUCACGACACCUCUGGCCGCUCGCCUCACAUGGGCACCACCAACGGCGUCACCGAGAACAUCUUCCACGGCGUCAACAACUACUUCCAGAACGUCGGCGGCCACGCCUUCGACAUUGACGGAAACACCUGGGUCCUCCUCGAGGGCAACUACUUCGACAGCGUCACCACUCCCGUCACCGCCGACAGCUACACCAAGGGCGGCCAGGUCUACUACGUCACCACCGUCGACGAUGCCGCUCGCUGCACCUCUUCCCUCGGCUACAUCUGCGAGUGGAACCGUUCUGCCAACUCUGGCGCCGUCAAGUCUACCACCAGUGCCAACGCUCUCUCCAAGCUGGCCGGCUUCAAGUCUUCUCUUAUCGGUCACAUUGGCGUUGCUGAUGUCCCUGCCAAGGUCAAGGCCAACGCUGGUAUCGGCAAGACCACGAGCACCAACGCCUAA